AUGGAGUCCAGCGGCACGACCGCGACCAUGCGGCCGGGCGCGCGUUUGCUCCUCUCCUGCCUUGCCGCCGGGGUGCUGCUCGUGCUCGGACAGCUCCUGCGGCCUGCGCCGGCAAAAUUGUGGCUGCCUGAUUUCCUCCUUCCAAGCAUGUGGGGCUUUGUUGACGCCGCCGCCGAGGGCGGCAACGAGAAGGUCGGCAAGGUGGUGUACGGCCAGGAUGGUGUGCCAGCUCUGCGCGUCGCCUAUGACGGCCACGGCACCUGCACGCUCGCGGACGGCCGCUUCGAGCUCUACGAUAGCAAGUGGGUCGACCCCGAUGCGGACAGGGAUCCCAACGCGCCGGCGGCGAUGGGGAGGCGGAUGCAGGUGCAGAUGGGGGGCUCCGCCCCCGGAAUGUACCCAGACGACCCCUACUCGUACUCGUGCUCGCCCGAGAGCUCCUACGUAGUCCAGGACACGCCUGUCAACGGCGCCUUCGGUGCGAUCGCCGACAUAUGGUACUUGGUUCACAAGGUGGACGAGUACUACUCCACACAGGUUGGGGAGAGUGUGAUGUGGUAUGAGCCGACAAAGGUUUACGCCCACUACCGACUCGGCAUGCACACUCAGAUGAACGCUGAUUGGCACACCCUCGGCUCCGAUGGCCCCACCUUCUCCGUGGUCAUCUCUGACUUCAAGACGAAGGACGGAAGCGACGACCCGGAGCACUACGGCGGCAUCGCUCCCGAUCUCCUCGCGCACGAGCUGACUCACGGCUACAAUGCGUACCGAGUGUGGCGAGGGCCGUGGGGCGAGGUGAUGAGCGACAUCGGCGGCGAGGCUUUCGAGGCCUGGCUCAAGGGCAAGGCUGACUUUAUCCGAGGGCCGGAGACCUGCCGCCUCGCCUCGUGCACCGUCGCUGAGGUGGAGGAGCCGGAGCUGGACAUGAAAGGCCCCAUCGUGGGAGACCUCGUGGCAACGGCGGAGAAGGAGGCGCACGCGGGGGCGCUCUUGCUGGGGCGCAUUUUUUACCACUCGAUCCAGCCGGUAGAGGGCUUGGUGCCGCCCGAGGGCUGGGUGACGUGCCCCACCAAGAUGUACAAGGUGUGGAUCGAGGCGUCCAAGGUGUGGAUCGCGGGCAAGCCCGUCCUGAGCGAGUCUGGCGGGACGCUAACUAGCCCGCAGUGGGUGGAGCUAUACAACCACAAGUACUUUGCGGAGAUCCUCGUCGAGACGGCGAGGGCGAUGCUCAUCCCGCGGCAGGCGAGCUUCAUCGAGGAGAGCCUGAGGGCGAUCAAUGCGUACAGCCAAAAGCUCGCCCCCUCAACGUCAACCUCGCUCAUCCACGCGGGCUCGACGCCAUCCACGAUGCGAUCGAUCUCUUGUCAUCCCUCGAGCGCCCCGCCGACCGCCUCCGUCACCGCCGCUACGAGGCGCGACGCCUCGCACGAGAGUGACCGCGCCCAGCGAUCGGAGACGAGCCGAUCGUCGCUCGGCCGCAGCUGA
Molecule: messenger RNA, 1485 nt
Organism: Emiliania huxleyi CCMP1516
Lineage: Eukaryota; Haptophyta; Isochrysidales; Noelaerhabdaceae
Exons: 2
Coding region: 1-1485 (494 amino acids)
Source: RefSeq, a predicted model, not a curated record